GCUACAUGUCUAAGUAACAUCUACACGAAUGAUGAUCAGUGUUAUUCACUUCUCCCGUCAGAGGUCAUAAUGUUAUGCCUGAUCGGUUUAUAUUUAUUUGUGGGAUCUUGUUUUUCUAUCAUAACUGAAAUGAGUGAAGUAGGGUUGUGUCACCUUGUACACUAAAAAGCUUUUGACACUAGAAAGAGUUCUGAGGAACAGACUUGUCAGUGAAUGUAUUUCAGUUUCAGUGAAUUUUCAUAUAUGUAUUUUUUUUCCUAUGCUUCAGACAUUUAAUAAAUCAGGUUUAUCUCUACCUCCUGAGAAAUGUCUCAGCUUCUGUUUCAUGGACUAUACCACCCCAGUAACAAACUGUCUUUUUUCGGUCUGCUACCAGUAAGACACAACACAUCUCAGACAGAAUCCAAUAUCUUUAUUUAACUAAAACAACCACAGACUGUCAUCAGAAUAAAUCCAGGUUCUUUUAGUUCUGAUUACUGGUUACGUUUGCUGACACAGAGCUUCUCUUGUUCCUCAGACUGAUGGGACUUUUCUGGUAUUCCUUCAUUCGGUCCUUUUGCAAGGUGGACAGUUCUCUUUCUCUCUAUCAGUGCUGACUCCACAGGUGCUAGUUUUCCCACUGAUGGACACGUUAAUCAUUUCUGAUCCACCCAAGCUGCCACACAGACUCUAUCUUCACAUUUCAUUUAGAGAGACCCUUUUUCUACUUUCUUUACAUCAUGUACAGGUUUCCCUGCUUGUUUUUUGCUUUUGUGUUUUGGGGCUCAGUUCAUGGUGGACCCCAGACAAAGCCCCACCCUGACGUAACAGACCAGGAGCUGUUCUGGGGCGCCGACCAGUACGACUUCGCCGUGGUUCUUACUUCUUCUGCAAUGGAAUGUUUCUGGCACUUCGCUCACCGUGGAGAGACAUUUUACCUGAACUUCAUGGUCCAGUGGGUGACCGGAGUGGGCCAAGACAGACACCUGAGUGUCACCAUCAACGCUCCCAGUGGUCUGCUGCUGUCCAGUGUCGAUGAUGUGAAGGGACAGAUCAACUUUGAGGCCACGGAAACAGGCUUCUAUCAGAUGUGUUUCAACAACUUCCACAACCGCUUCAGCAACAUGCAGGUCUUCCUCAGCUUUGGGGUCUACUAUGACGAUAACCGGGACCCGUCUAAGAGCAAGGAGGAGGAGGAGAAGAAGAAGAAGGAGGAAGUCAGCAAAGAACUGAACAACACACUGAGCAUCAUAGAGGACUCUACCCUUACAGUGGAGAAAUACGUCUUCCACAUGUUCCGCUACUACAGCUUCAGCCGGAUGAGCAAGAGCGCCGACUUCUACCUCCUGGCAUCCAACUCACAGUACAUCACCUGGUGGUCGACAGCCCUCAGCCUCCUCAUUGUCACCUCUGGGUACCUGCAGCUCCGCUUCCUCAAAAGCCUUUUUGUCAGCAAGACCUGCACCGAGGAUGAGAAGCCCCGAUGCUGAUGGGACUCUUAGAAACAGGCCAGAAUCAAAGCUGAAACCAACAGAAAAACAGUUUACACAUCCAGAUCUUUACUAUCCUUUCCAAAAUUUUAUUCAACAACACACAGCUCCUCAACCACAUCACCAGCUAUCAUAUUAACACGAAGAUACACGUAGUCAGUACACAUUUACAAAGAAUAUGUACUGUUCCUUUGCUCAACACCUCAAACAAAUCAGAAUACAGUGUGUUGUAAGUUAAUUAAACCAUGUAAUUAAUCGAAAAUAUUCCAAUUAUAACAUAUUGUUGUCAUUGUACUUUUAUUGUUUUUUAUAUACACUAUAUGCUAAUUUAGAGUGAACUGUACAAUGGAGGAGAGGCCGAGUCUUCCAGAAGAAAGUUCACAAUGUGUGUAUUUCAUUAGUUAUGGUACGUCACAAGAUUGAAAUAUGAGACGAGAACCCGCAGACAUGUCUAGGAGCACGGGUCAGGCAGAAAACCGAGACAGAAUGGUUGUAGUCUUCAUGCUACUGCAAUAAAAACAAACAUGAUUCUAAAAAACAUUGCCCACGAACACAUUUGUCAUUACAUCGUUGGAGCAAUGUGUUUUUUUGUUUUUUUU
Messenger RNA from Mugil cephalus (flathead mullet), 2068 nucleotides. Its product is annotated as transmembrane emp24 domain-containing protein 6-like. Gene Ontology annotation, biological process: intracellular protein transport; Golgi organization; endoplasmic reticulum to Golgi vesicle-mediated transport. The transcript has 4 exons. Gene Ontology annotation, cellular component: endoplasmic reticulum-Golgi intermediate compartment; COPII-coated ER to Golgi transport vesicle; endoplasmic reticulum. NCBI's taxonomy places the organism in Eukaryota, Metazoa, Chordata, Actinopteri, Mugiliformes, Mugilidae. The record is from RefSeq and is a predicted model, not a curated record. The coding region runs from base 720 to 1469 and encodes 249 amino acids.